This is a messenger RNA of Schizophyllum commune H4-8, 756 nucleotides long. RefSeq lists its product as uncharacterized. NCBI's taxonomy places the organism in Eukaryota, Fungi, Basidiomycota, Agaricomycetes, Agaricales, Schizophyllaceae. The transcript has 2 exons. The record is from RefSeq and is a predicted model, not a curated record. The annotation marks the transcript as partial.
AUGGCUACCAACACCAUCACCCAAGAAGAACCCACGCAAAACGUGCGGCGCAAUGCGCCCCGCACGUCCGACACCAUCACACGCCGGGGACAUCACGGCCCCGUUCCCCUUCCCACAGACUCGGCCUUCAUCCCGAUCGGGACUAUCCCCGCGAGUCCUCAAGGAACGGCGCCGACGUAUCUCUCCCCACCAUACCAAAAUCAGGGCAGCAUCCCAUACGCGUACCCAGAACAACACCGAUCAUCCAUGGCGAACUACCCCAGCUUCCCCUCCAUACAUCUCAGUCAAGCCGAGUACUCGUCCACCCCUGCACACCCCGCCGUCCAACACUACGCGACGUCUCGACCCCAACCCCGACCGGAUCCACUGGCCACGCCACGUGGACGAGCGCUGGAGGCGUGGCGAAUCUUCCGCCUACUUGGAGAGCACCCCCAUGCGGCGGUACCAACAGAUCCCAUGGACGGAUACGUCGAGAUUGUGCAGUGGCUGCGGUACUUCGCGGUCAGCCUGCAGCGCGGGUACGUCUGGACUCGUCACAUUCCGUUUUUCAGCGACCUCCGAUGCGCGAGAGAGCUCGCUGACCUAUUGCGCGCCACACGCGACGUUCCCGAGAGUCAUAACAUUUCCUUCGAGGAAUACGACUUGACGGAUCUCGUGGGUAGGGCGGAGAGGUCGGGUCUAGCCCCGCUGCAGCUAAGGGAGGGAGAAGGCGUGUCCUUCAUCCGCGCCGACAGAGAACCUCCCAUCACUAUUGGC